Rhagoletis zephyria (snowberry fruit fly) is the source of this 2203-nucleotide messenger RNA. It is a transcript of the gene Vdup1, whose product is annotated as arrestin family protein Vdup1. The record is from RefSeq and is a predicted model, not a curated record. NCBI's taxonomy places the organism in Eukaryota, Metazoa, Arthropoda, Insecta, Diptera, Tephritidae. Gene Ontology annotation, cellular component: cytoplasm. Gene Ontology annotation, biological process: protein transport.
AUACAAUUUCUACUGGGAUGUUGGUAUUUGUAUAUGUAUGGGUUAUGUGAUUUUAUACACCUUCAAAGUAAUAUAGCAAAAGUCUACGCCGGCGUAGAAGAGAUCGUUUAUGCCGUUGACGAUCGGAGUAAAAUAUUUGCUACUUGAAUUAAAUGAAUUACGUGAGCGUUUGAUAUUUGGUCGUCAUCAUUUUUUACCUGUUCUUUUUUGUUGCAUUAUUGUAUUAGCUAAACAGCUGUAAGGCCAUAAAGUUAUGUGUAUGUAGUAGGGAAGGGCUUGAAUGACGAGUUACCUGACUAUAAAUGUUGAUUCGAAGAAAUAAAUAAACAAAUAUCAAACAAGUUAUUCAAUAUUUUUGUAUCCAGAAAAAAGCAACGUAAAAACGAGACAAAAAAAUAUUCGCAUCCAAACAUCACCAACCAGUCAUUGCUUCUGUGUCUUAACAUAUCGGAUUCUGGUCGUCGUCAAAGAUAUGAAACGCUAACGUUGCCACAAUGCCCCGAAAACUAUUGAAAUUUCUUAUUAUCUUCGACAAUACAUCCUUGCUUUACUUUCCCGGACAAUUUCUAUCAGGUCGUGUACUCAUCGAACUGCAAGAUGAUACUCCUGCUUUGGGGCUGCAUUUUCAUGUUGUCGGCGAAGGAGUGGUGCGCGCUGGUACGGCACGACAGGAGCGUACAUACGACAAAGAAAACUACAUUGACUUUCGAAUGAGACUUUUGGGCGAUGUUGAUCAAGGCCCAUCAGUCCUUUCGCCUGGCAUACACAGUUUCCCAUUCAAACUUGGCCUCCCAGUGGGAUUACCGUCAACUUUCUUGGGCCGUUAUGGCUGGAUACAAUACUACUGUAAAGCUGCUCUACGCGAACCAAAUGGUCUAAUACAUAAAAACCAUCAAGUCUUCAUUGUGAUGAACCCGAUUGAUCUCAAUUUGGAGAGGCCCAUUCUAUCGCAACCGUUUACUUGUGAAAUCGAACACAAACUUGGUGUGGCAUGCGUGGGCGGUGGUAAAGUUGUUGCUCGGGUGGCACUUGAUCGCGGCGGUUAUGUACCUGGGGAGAGUAUAUUGAUCACUGCACUAAUUUCGAAUCACAGUAAUAUGACGAUCAAACGAACAAAAGCUUCCCUUACAGAGACCAUUGAAUAUUUGGCACGAGGAAAAGUGGUGCAAACGGAAAAACGUGCCUUGGCCGCUCUAGCACGCGGGAAGAUACGUCCCGGCGGCAAGGACGAAUGGCAAAACGAUAGCUUGUAUGUACCACCGCUUCCGCCAACGAAUUUACAUGGUUGCCAUCUAAUAAAAAUCUCCUACGAUGUGUUUUUUGUCAUCGAACCGAAGUCGUUAGAAAAGGAAAUUAAAUUGCAGUUACCCAUAGUUCUAGCCACUUAUCCAUUUCGUAAUAAUGGCAAUGAUGUCUCGAAUACAUGGCCAGAUUCAGUACUUAAACCGGAUACUCAUUAUCCAUCAACGUUGCCAAUUUUUAGGCCGUGGUUGCAUGAGAAGCCCGAUCCAAAUUAAAUGUUAAACCAAUGAGAGCGAAAUACAUGCAUAUGUAAUUACAUUUGUACAUUAGGGUGGUCCAGAACUUUUUUCUUCAGCUACUCGCCAGAACUGAAGAGCAUCGAAAAUAAGAAGACGAUAGAUUGACCUUGAAGUUUUCCGUGUAUUUGACAUUAGGAAUACACUAUAAAAAAUCGUUGUAAAUAAAUAUUUUUAAUCGAAUAAGAAUAUUUCCCACCACAGAUCUUCAAAAUAUAAAAUUAUGGUGCAUAGUCUACUUAGAAAUUUUACUAAAUAAAUAUGUUAUUUUAUGUGUUCCUAACCACAUAACGCACGUAAUGAAAAAAUAUUUAGUAAAAUUUUAAAUUUAACUAUGUAUGCAACAUCAUUUUAUUUUUUGAAGAUUACUGACGAGAAAUACACUCCCAGUAAUUUGAAUAGCACACCCUUUCGAUCCUCAGUAUGUACAGUUUUCCUUUUUCUGUUUCAUAUUCAUCAAUUUUUUACAAAAAUUUACCAUAUUCCUCGUGUAAAUCCGAUUUUAAAAUUUUAUACAAAUUAAAAAAAAAAACAUGCAAAGGGGUGUGCUGUCCUAUAGACCUACAGUCUAUGCAGUUUUAUGGCACAUGCAAUUUUGGUAUAACAAAGUUCAAGUUUCAAGCGGCUACAAAAUACCGUUGAUUUUUUAAUUUUUUUUUUACAGU